Molecule: messenger RNA, 288 nt
Organism: Cryptosporidium muris RN66
Lineage: Eukaryota; Apicomplexa; Conoidasida; Eucoccidiorida; Cryptosporidiidae
Exons: 1
Coding region: 1-288 (95 amino acids)
Source: RefSeq, a predicted model, not a curated record
AUGGAAAACCCUAAUUUAGAUGCGAAUAUUGUUGGACUGGAAGUACACUGUCACUACCAGCAAGAAACUGAUAUUAUAUAUACAGAAGAUAAGUGGACAUAUAUAUUUAUUGUUGGUUCAAAGACUUCUUACACAAUUCAAUCAUAUAAAUUGCUAACAACAUUUAGAAAUGUUAAAUUUGGUUUUUCUAAGACAGGACACCUAGUAUACUUUUAUACAAGUGAUAAAGUAGGAAGAAGAUACCUAACAUAUGAGAAUUUAAAUAAAAAGCCUGAUAAAAUUGCUUAA